AUGCGAGCUUCGCUCCGCCCCUCCUCGGCGCUGUCAAGGGUCUUCCAGAAGGAUGCUGAUCAGGAGACGGAGAUGAGGACGGAGAUCCAAAACAUGAAGAUGGAGCUGUCUACCGUCAGUAUGAUGGACGAGUUUGCCAGAUACGCUAGACUGGAACGCAAGAUCAACAAGAUGACCGAUCAACUGAAGACACUUGUCAAAUCAAGAACUGCACAGCAGGCAAAAAUGAAAUGGAUUGUAAAUAUUGUAUUUUACAUUCUUCAGGCGGCCCUCAUGAUCUCGCUCAUAUUAAAGUAUUAUGCAGAGCCGGUCACAGUGGUACCCAGUAAAUGGAUUGCUCCACUAGAGAGACUAGUAGCCUUUCCUUCUGGAAUUGCAGGUGGUGUUGGAAUCACAUGCUGGCUAGUUGUCUGCAACAAGGUUGUGGCCAUCCUUCUACAUGCUGUCAGUUAAUCUAACAGUGCUACAUCAACAUGAACAAGCAGUCACUGAAUUUUUCUGUAUUCUGUAUUUUGUUUCAGUUCUCUUGCU
Messenger RNA from Sinocyclocheilus grahami, 531 nucleotides. RefSeq names its product guided entry of tail-anchored proteins factor 1 (gene get1). The transcript is spliced from 5 exons. Gene Ontology annotation, cellular component: GET complex. Gene Ontology annotation, molecular function: protein-membrane adaptor activity. Gene Ontology annotation, biological process: tail-anchored membrane protein insertion into ER membrane. The coding region runs from base 1 to 453 and encodes 150 amino acids. NCBI's taxonomy places the organism in Eukaryota, Metazoa, Chordata, Actinopteri, Cypriniformes, Cyprinidae. The record is from RefSeq and is a predicted model, not a curated record.